Molecule: messenger RNA, 3027 nt
Organism: Pleurotus ostreatus (oyster mushroom)
Lineage: Eukaryota; Fungi; Basidiomycota; Agaricomycetes; Agaricales; Pleurotaceae
Exons: 19
Coding region: 1-3027 (1008 amino acids)
Biological process (GO): carbohydrate metabolic process
Molecular function (GO): carbohydrate binding; hydrolase activity, hydrolyzing O-glycosyl compounds
Source: RefSeq, a predicted model, not a curated record
AUGUGGAGCCCCUCUGUAAAGAAGCAAAAGUUAUCACACCCCGACGAUAUUCAGGUGACCAGCCGUAGUGUACAAGAAGUGGCCGUAUACACGGAGAGCACUAGCCUGUUCAUCAUGCUUCCCUUGGCCGCUUUUUUGACGGUUUUGGUGCUUGGGGCAUUUGCAAGGAAACCUUCAGUUCUGCAAAGGCAGCUACUUCCCGAUCCUUCAAACCAAAGCCCAUCGGAAACGAAUGGUUUCAACGUUUCGCAAUGCCCUGGUUAUAAUCUCCAUCAACUAAAGGAAAGUGACUUUGGAUUCACAGCCCAACUUUCCCUCGCUGAUCCGGCAUGCAACGCAUUUGGACGUGACGUUGUCAACCUGACAAUCCAAGUCACCCAUGAGUCGAGAACUAGGCUUCAUGUGAACAUCUUCGACACCGAUGGUUUGCAGUAUGUAGUUCCUGAGACGGUUGUCUCUCGCCCACGUGGCCAUUCUCCACCAGACUCUUCCGACUUGGUUUUUAACUAUGAUGCCUCUCCUUUCGCGUUCUGGAUUACGCGACGAUCCCAACCUGGAGCCACACCUCUAUUCGAUACCAGGAUCUCCUCGCUUCCAAAGGCUCCAAUAGCCCCCGUUAUCCCUGCUGAUAACAGCACAGCCCUAGACGGGUUUCCCCUCGUGUUCGAAGACCAAUAUCUUCAACUGACAUCAGCGUUGCCACUUGAUGCUAAUAUCUAUGGCCUGGGUGAGGUGGUAGCCCGCAGUGGUUUUAGGAGAGAUGUGGGUGGGCAUAGUGGCCCCGGCACCGUCCAAACGAUGUGGGCAAGAGACAUUGCGGAUCCUAUUGACGAAAACAUCUACGGAUCGCAUCCAGUGUACCUGGAACACCGGUUCAAUGCCACGACAAAGAAGUCCAACUCGCACGGUGUAUUCCUUCUAAGUGCCGCAGGAGCAGAUAUCCUUCUAUUGACGCCUCCAGGCUCUGCCGUGUCUUUAGUAGAGUAUAGGAUGAUCGGAGGAGUGCUUGACUUCUACUUCUUCUCCGGUCCAACACCUCAGGAUGUCAUUGAACAAUACGGAGUAUUAGUCGGGUUGCCCACUUGGCAGCCCAUUUGGGGAUUUGGAUUCCAUUUGUGCAGAUGGGGCUAUCGAAAUAUUGAUGAAACACGUCAACAAGUUUUAGCUAUGAAAGCCGCCAACAUUCCGCUAGAAGUCAUGUGGAACGACAUUGAUCUCUAUCAUGCCGUUAGAGACUUUACAGCUGAUCCCGUCUCGUUCCCCGCAGACGAUGUCAGAGCUUUUAUUCUUGAAUUGGCGGCUAAUCAUCAAAAAUAUAUUCCAAUUGUUGAUGCUGCUAUACCGAAACAGGUCAAUGAGACUGAUCUCGUGAGUUUUCAUCCGAGACGGAUGUAUCUGCUUAUUAACCCCGAAAAACAGAAAGUCUUCAUCACUAAUCCUGAUGGGUCAGAAUACGUUGGCCAGGUCUGGCCUGGCUACACUGUCUUUCCGGAUUGGUUCGCAAACAAUACAGAGAAGUGGUGGACAGAUGCUCUUCGGAAUUGGACUGCUUUAGGGGUGCAGUUUGCCGGGAUAUGGUUGGAUAUGAACGAGGCAAGCUCUUUCUGCGAUGGCUCAUGUGGCAGUAACACCAAUAUCAGCAACACAUCUGUGCCUUUCCUCCUUCCUGGGCAGCCUGGCAAUCUAAUCGUAGAUUACCCAGAGUGUUACAAUUCAUCCCUCUUUGGACCGAGUGGUAACAUGACUGUCGAUGGUCGAUCAACGUGCACCCCAGCUGUUGAACUCGAACGGCGUAGCUUUGAUGCUGGCCCCGAAAGCGGAAUCAACGUCAACACGCCGCCAUACACUAUCCACAAUGGGUUCGGGCGCCUCUCUGAACAUGCACUAGCGACUAAUGCCACACAUGCCGAUGGCUCGGGCGAGAUAGACGUGCACAACCUGUGGGGUCUGAUGGAAGAAAUCGCUACUCACCGUGCCCUGUUGGAGCUCCACCCAGAUCAACGUCCUUUCAUCAUCUCUCGCUCCACAUUCGCUUCUGCUGGCAAGUGGACUGGGCAUUGGCUAGGCGACAACUUCAGUAAGUGGCAAUACAUGCAUUUCAGCAUUCAAGGUGUAUUGCAAUUCCAAUUGUUUCAAAUACCUUUCGUCGGGGCAGACACUUGUGGAUUCAACGGGAACUCGGACGAGGAACUCUGUAACCGUUGGAUGCAACUGGCCGCUUUCACCCCUUUCUAUCGAAACCAUAAUAUCCUGGGCGCCAUACCCCAGGAACCAUAUAGAUGGGAUAGCGUAGCCAAUGCUUCUCGCACAGCCAUCGCCGCUCGAUAUUCGCUUCUGCCUUACUGGUAUUCUCUGUUUGCCAAUUCUUCAAUGGCUGGAACGCCUCCUGUCCGCGCCCUUUUCUUCGAGUUCCCUGAUGAGCCAAAGUUGUUCGGCUUGGACCGACAAUUCUUGGUAGGAAGAGACAUCCUGGUCACCCCUGUUCUCACCCCUAAUUCUACAACUGUCGAGGCUAUACUCCCCGGUCAAGGCUCUGUCAUUUGGCGCGACUGGUGGACGCACGAAGUGGUGGACGGCACAGAUUCUGGCGACGUGACUCUUCCAGCGCCUCUUGGCCAUAUCAAUGUCCAUGUCCGGGAUGGAUCCGCCAUCCUUCUUCAUGCUCAGCCCGGUUACACAAUCGAAGAAACCCGACAGGGCCCUUACUCUCUUCUUGUCUCACUCACCCGGAACGGUGACGCAAUCGGACAUGCUUACGUUGAUGACGGGGUCAGUAUUCCACCGACAAGCAACAGGAUCCUUAACUUUAUGGCAAGCCGUGCCAGCCUGGCCAUUAGCAGCAGAGGGAGGUUUGACAUCAAGCAGCGGAUGCACGAGAUUACAAUCUUGGGAGUUCACACAAAACCUCAGCGUGUGACUGUACAAGGCCGAGACACGACUUGGCACUACGUACCGACGACGGAGAAGCUGGUCAUCAAUCAGAUUGACCUUGACUUGAACCAGGAAGCGCGGAUUUUGUGGGGGUGA